Messenger RNA from Clonostachys rhizophaga, 426 nucleotides. Lineage: Eukaryota; Fungi; Ascomycota; Sordariomycetes; Hypocreales; Bionectriaceae. The record is from the annotation of a GenBank genome assembly.
AUGGCCUCCCUCUUCUGUUGCGAUGGUGUCCUCCCCUAUCGCCCUCAGCACCUCGAUCACGAGGAGAAAUUCCGGACUUUCAUGCAAUGGGCCAAGUUUCCAAGAGAUUCCUUCGUUCAGGGUGACAAUGGCUAUUUCUCCAGGACUAGCCCAUCUUUCGCAGUGCAGCUUGUGAAGCAGGUCAACUACGGGCCGCUCGAAGCCAAACGAUAUUUCAUCCCGGAACAAGGAGGCACCGGUAAUUUCGUCGAAGUUUCCGAAAAUUAUCUGAUCGAGGGGAACUUUGAGAAGCUUAAUUCGUAUAAGAAUUGGAAAUGUGAGCAACAUAAAAAAUUCUUUGAGACGAACAUAUACCAGAAGAAUCCAAACAAUAAACAUCAUUGGAGGCUCAAUAUCGCCCGGCCAUCCAACGAGAUCGAUCUAUAA